Messenger RNA from Benincasa hispida (wax gourd), 8056 nucleotides. The record is from RefSeq and is a predicted model, not a curated record. Lineage: Eukaryota; Viridiplantae; Streptophyta; Magnoliopsida; Cucurbitales; Cucurbitaceae.
CUUAGAAAAGAACAGAGAGAUUGGGUUUCUCUAGCUUUUGAUGCUUUUGUGAAUGAAAAAUCCACAUUCUCUCUUUCAUUUUCUUUCAAUAACUGUGGGUGUCUUAUUUAAAAAAAAUUAAAUAUGACGGUAUAAUUUCAUGCUUUCACUAAUUCUACAGAAGAAUUAUGUGACUGGAGUCUGGACAUAAUCCAGCACCAAAAACCUAGAAAGAUGGAAUACUUAUAAUUAACAUUUUAGAUAGAUGGUAACCAUGAUUUAAUCAUAUGAACUACCAAAGACUCGGAAUUAUUAUUUACAUUAACAAUUUAGAUGUAAUUUUAUUGUUUUCACUUUUCAGUUUCAUCCUUUCCAGAACAUGAUAAAUAGGGGUAUCUUAGUCAUUAUGCCCAUUGAUUAAUGAUGUGGCAUGCAUUUAGAGUUUUGGAAGGCUAUUAAAGCUUUGACCAUUAGGUUGUUCCAGGAUAGAUUACAAUAAAUGAAUUUUAGAGUAUGUUUGGGGGUGAUUCUAAAAUGGUCAACUCUUUCAUCUUCGUGCUCAUCGCCCACUUUCCCCUUUCCUCUGCUUCUCUAUCGGAUCCAAUCCGACCCACCAAUCCAAUUCCACGAAAUGGGUAGCGGAGAAAAGGUUUUCAGUUUGAAGGAAGUUGCUGAGCACAACAAUCAUAAGGACUGUUGGCUCAUUAUCAGUGGCAAGGUAUAUGAUGUGACCAAGUUCUUAGAAGACCAUCCUGGUGGUGACGAUGUUAUGUUAUCAGCUACAGGAAAAGACGCAAUCGAUGACUUUGAAGAUGUCAGUGACAAUGCAAGAGAAAUGAUGGAUCAAUACUAUGUUGGGGAGAUUGAUGCUUCAACAAUUCCAAAGAAGGUCGCAUAUACACCUCCAAAACAGCCUCAUUACAAUCAGGACAAGACAUACGAGUUCAUCAUCAAGCUUCUUCAAUUCCUCGUGCCACUUGCAAUUUUGGCAUUGGCUGUCGCCAUACGUUUCUACACCAAACAAGCUUGAGCUCUUGAGGUAACCUUAGAGACUUUUAGAUUUGUUAGAUUGUUGUUAGUCAUCAAUUUUUAUGCUGUUUCUAAUGUUCAGAUUGUUCAGCAAUGUCGUUUCUUGGUUAUAAAACACAGAGACAGACGGUGGUUUUCAUUUCCAACUUCCUCUAGAUUUGUUAUAUUUAAUGUACCGUACUUUUUAAUUUUCAAAAUAAAGAUGGUGGAGAAACUAAAAUAGUCAAAAUCACUUUUGUCAUUUUCAAAAUCAUUAUAAAACAUAUAAAACAUAUUUUUAAUCAUUCAAAACCAACUUUGAUGAUAUGAAAAUUGCAUUUAAAAGUGUAAAAUUAAAUAUUAAAUUCAUUUGGAAUGAUUAACGACAUGUUAUGAAGUAAUUUUAAGCAUGUCAAAAGUGAUUUUAACAAUUUCAAAAUCACUUCCAAGCUUGCAGUCUUUGUGUUCUUUGAAGUUCAGCUAAUAGAUCUUGAAUUAUGUAGUUCAUGAGUUGAGUUGCAUGGCAAGAACAUUCAAGUAGGAAUCAUCUUAUCUUGUGGGUUUUUUUUUUUUUGGGUUAAAGAAACAACCUUUCAAUGAGAUUUUUUUUUUUUUUUUGAAAAGGAAACUAGUCUCUUUAUUCAUUAAGAAAAUGAAAUGAGACUAAUGCUCAAAAUACAUGGAUACCAAAAGGAUCGGCAGGUGCACCAGGACAUCUCAACUAGGUUGACACCCCCUUAGCACCCCAUCACUUCCGAAUACUAGUAGCAAAUGAAAAUACAUGGUUUCAAAACAUUACAUUGAGAGACAAACUGCAAAUGGGGACAAAAUAAGAGCUAGACAAUCUGAGAAUAAAAUAAACCAAUGGAAGCUAAAAGUCCUUUGGAAGGGAGGCUUCAAAAUGCCAGAGAAAGAAAGGCGUGCCAAUUCAAGUUGAUUUCCUGACUAGAGUAGUCUGCGAAGGGGCUUGUGAGAGAGCACCAAAGUGAGGCUUUAAGCUUGGCUGCUUCAAACCUUGUAAACCAUGGAGUUUCCUUGUCUUGGAGGACUCUUUGGUUCCGUUCAAACCACAACUCAUAUAACACUGCCUUUACAGCACUGACCCACAAAAUUUGAUGAGAUUUCUUGAGGCUUGGACCUAUUAACAGCUGCUGAACAUUAUCUCUAAAUGCUGUCCCAAAAGCCCAACUUAAAUUAAAGAUCUUGAAGAGUGAUACCCAGCAGUUUUGAGCAUAAAUGCAAUCGAAAAGAAGGUGUUGGAGAACCUCCCAAUUUCUUUUACACAAAGCACAUCUAUUGGGAGAAAUGUAAUGGGAGGCAAGCUUCUUUUGCAGCAGACUUGAACAGUUUAGAGUUCCAAAAAUCAUUAUCCAAAGGACUAUAUUUAUUCUCCUCGAACUUUUAUACUUCCAAAGAGCUUGACUUAAGAGUUUAUCAAUUGGAGGGGCUUUGCCCAAAGUAACCAAAGAAACCAGCCCAAGAAAGAAAAAAUGUCUCAAGAGCUUGAUCUUAAGGUGAUCUAUGUCCUACCUGAUAAGUAGGGUAGGUGAUGUAUCAGUUAUAAGAAUGUUUACUUAAUUAUGUUUAGUUAGUUAAUUUUUAGGUGCUGUAACUAAUAGACCUUAACCAACUACCUUUUAUUUACAGGUAGUCUUUGUAAAAAAGUUAAUUUUUAACCCAUGCCUAUAAAUAAUAGGUUGGGUCAGUAUUUUGGAGAUAAUAAAAUCAUUUGAGAGUUUUUUCUAUCAUUUGGUUUUACAUCAUUUAAUAUCAGAGCAGAAUUCUGGGAGCUGAUGGCAGGGAAUAAGCCUACCAAUGGCAAUGAUUCCAAAGCCACAGACAAUGAAGCGGGGAGUUCACAGCCCAAUCACCAAGAACUUUAACGAGACGCAUGCAGUCCAUGGAAGAAUCCCAAAGAAUGAUGGAAAGACUGAUGACAAAAGUUGAUGAAAUCGCAGGGGAGCUACAAAUGAUUAGACAACAACCACAAAACCAAGAAAAUUCUAUGCAAGAAUCAACAAUCCCCCUCAAGAAAGGCAAAACCCCAAUGUUCGACUUGGAAAUAAACCAAGAAACAUUCAAGAUUGGCCUGCAUUACAACAAGAACGACCAAGAAUGCUUAAUUUCCAGAGAAGAAAACAGCAGUACAACGACUCUUCAACCGAAGAAGAAGGAGAAAAUGAAGAACACCUAUGGCGUUGGAGGGUUGGGGGACACCAACAUCAAGAACAAAAUGAAUAUAGAGUAAAAUUAGAUAUUUCCACGUUAAUGGGAAAAGAGACAUAGAAGACUUCUUGGAGUGGAUCAAGAAUGUCAAAAGCUUCUUCAAAUAUGCUAAUACUCCAAAACAUAAGAAAGUUCAGCUGGUGGCUUUGAAAUUUUGUGGUGGUGCUUCAGCUUGGUGGGAACAAUUGGAAGUAAAUAGGUAAUGAAACGGGAACAAUCCAAUAACAAGUUGGGAGAGGUUGAAACGGCUAAUGAAGGACAGAUUCUUGCCUACCAAUUAUAAGCAGAUUCUGUAUAAUCAGUAUCAAAACUUGUGUCAGGGACCAAGAUUUGAGCCGACUACAUGGAAGAUUUUCAUCGGCUAGGUGCAUGAACUAAUCUACUUGAAAAUGAGCAACACCUCAUUGCAAGAUUCAUUGAAGGGCUGCGUGCAGACAUUAAAGAAAAGGUCAAGAUUCAAUCUUUGAGCUUUCUUUUUUGUCAUUUCUUUAGCCGAGACUCUGGAAGAAAUGAAUGAUUCUCAAAAUAAGAAAAUUCAUAGAAGAAAUCAAUGGGAUUCUACGACAACUAAUGUUAGGAAAAACACUUUUCCAAUGAUAAGGACUCAAACCAACCAAUCUCAGGGGAGUACUUCGAAAUUGAAACAGGCAGAGACAUCCAACAACAAAGAUCAAAGUCAAGGUGAAAAUACAAAGAAGCAAACUAAUCCUUAUGAUCGUCCAACUUUUGGAAAGUGCUUUAGAUGUGGAAAAACAGAGCAUUUGUCCAAUAACUGCUCAGAUCGUCGAACAAUGGCAGUGGUGGGAGAAGAAGAUGCACCCGAUUAUGCCUUAGAUGAUGAAGAAGUGGAGGAAACAAAUUUCUUGGAACUAGAUGAGGGUGACGGUGUUUCUUGUAUUAUUCAAAGAAUUUUGCUUACACCAAAGAGUGAACCAAACUCUCAACGACACUCCUUGUUCAAAACAAGAUGCACAGUAAAAGGAAAGGUUGUAAUGUCAUAAUUGACAGUGGUAGCUUCGAGAAUGUGGUUUCUAAAAAACUUGUUCAAGCCCUCAAUCUCCCAUUAGAACCACACCCGAGCCCAUAUAAAGUGAGUUGGAUUAAGAAAGGGGGAGAAGCACUGGUUUCUCACACUUGCACCAUUCAAUUAUCUAUUGGCAACAACUAUAAAGAUCAAAUAGACUACGAUGAUUUGGAAAUGGACAUCUGCCACAUCCUCCUCGGACGGCCUUGGCAAUAUGACUUGCAAGCAAUCCACAAGGACCGUGCCAACACAUGAAUUGAAAAUAGUUCUCCUUCCACUUCAUAAACCAGUCACAACAAAUGCUACAAAGGAGCCUAAAGGUCAGCUAUUUUGUGUCUUAAGUGGCAAACAAUUUAUCAGACAAAAGGAAGACAUGGUCUGGGGUUUAGUAGUGAAAGGACAUGAAGAAAUGAUUUCUACAACACCAUUACCUGCCACAAUACAACAACUAUUUGAGGAAUUUCCAAAUAUAGUAACACUCUAACUCAAUUACCCCCCUCCAUCCAGGACAUCCAACACCAAAUAGAUUUCAUUCCAAGAGCCUCUUUACCUCGCUUGACCCAUUACAAGAUGAGCCCAUGAGCCCGACAGAAUAUAAAAUCUUGCAUGAUCAUAUUCAAGAUUUACUCCACAAAGGCUUCAUCCAACCUAGUAUUAGCCCUUGCGCAGUCCCAGCAUUAUACACUAAAGAAGGAUGGUAGUUGGUGGAUGUGUGUUGAUAGCAGGGCGAUCAACAAAAUCACAAUAAAAUACAGAUUUCCAAUUCUUCAGAUUGGGGACCUUCUUGAUCAACUCAGAGGUGCUAACAUCUUUUCUAAAUUGGAUAUCCAUAGUAGUUAUCAUCAAAUUCGUAUAAAACCUAGCGAUGAAUGGAAAACCGCCUUCAAAACAAAUGAAAGUCUAUUUGAAUGGCUUGUCAUGCCAUUUGGCCUCUCAAAUGCUCCCAAUACAUUCAUGCACCUAAAGAACAAGGUUUUUCUUCCUUUCCUCAAUAAAUUUGUUCUUUAUUUUGAUGACAUACUUGUUUUUAGUAAGACUGUUCAGGAGCACUUGAAUGAUUCACACUGUUUUUUCCACUUUAUCCAAAAAUCAAUUCUACUUAAACAUAAAAAAAUGUGUCUUUUUGGUGCAUAAAAUUUAUUUUCUAGGAUUUACAAUAGGAAAGAACGGAAUCUAAGUUGAUCCAAAGAAGGUAGAAGCCAUUUCUAGUUGGCCAACACCAUCAACAAUUAAAAAAAUCCAAUCUUCCUUAGGUCUAGCAUCCUUCUAUAGGAAAUUCAUUAAAAAUUUUAGCAGUGUGAAAGCUCCCUUAACAGAUUGCUUACGCAAAAAUAACUUCAAAUGGGGCACAGAACAGGCAUAUAGUUUAAGAAAAUCAAACACCUCUUAAGCCAUAGUCUUGUGCUCAAACUCCCCGACUUUACCAUACCUUUUCAAGUGGCAAUCGACGUAUGUAGCAUAGGAAUAGUGCAGCUUUAUCCCAAAAUGGUCACCCUAUUGAAUAUUUUAGUGAAAAACUAAGUCCUCCAGAACAAAAUUGGAGCACAUAUAAACCAGAAUUAUAUGCUCUCGUGAGAGCUCUUAAACUAUGAAAGCAUUAUUUACUCGAUAAGGAAUUUAUUUUACUAACUGACCAUUUUUCUUUGAAGUAUCUUAAAUCUCAAAAACAAAUUAGCAGAUGCAUGCUAGAUGGCUCUCGUUUCUGCAAAGGUUUGCCUUUGUUAUUCGCCACCAAGCUAGUAAAGACAACAAAGCAGCAGAUGCAUUAAGUAGAAAGGAGAACUAUUAACUAUCCUAGCUGGUGAGGUUAUUGCCUUUCACCAUAUCCCUGAUCUAUAUCCAAUUGACCCCGACUUUCAAGAGAUUUGGUACAAAUACUCUAAUAAUAUUAACUCCGGUGGCUUCCACAUUUUUUAUAAUUUUCUGUUAGAAACGGCUUGUGUAUCCCUAGUACUUCACUUCGGGAAUCUAUAAUAAAAGAUCUCCAUUCUGGAGGCCUAGUUGGUCACUUUGGUAUUUCUAAAACGAUUGACCUUCGUUCAACUCAGCUCUUUUGGCCCCAAUUAAAACAUGAUGUACAAAACUUUGUCAAAAGAUGUUUCAUUUGCCAAACUGCCAAAGGAACAUCUACUAAUGCCGGUCUCUACACACCUUUACCCACUCAAACUUCUAUAUGGGAGGAUUUGUCUAUGGACUUUGUCCUUGGACUACCAAAAACUCAAAAGGGACAUGAUUCGGUAAUGUUAGAUGUAGAUAGCUUCAGUAAAAUGAGUCACUUUAUACCGUGUAAAAAAUCUCAUGAUGUUGUAUACAUAGCUAACUUAUUUUUCUGGGACAUAGCUCGACUUCAUGGCAUCCCAAAAACUAUCGUUUCAGAUAGGAAUGUAAAAAUUCUUAGUCAUUUUUGGAAAACACUUCGGCGAAAGUUCCAUACUUCCCUUAAAUACAACACUACCAGUCACCCUCAAACAGACGGUCAAACAGAGGUUACUAAUUGGACUUUGGGCAAUUUAAUAUGCUACCUAUGUAGAGAACAUCCAAAACAAUGGGAUUUAGUGCUUGCACAAGCUGAAUUUUCCUAAGAACAGAUUUAUAGGGAAGUGUCCAUUUGAAAUUGUAUAUAUUAAACUUCCCUCUUUAACUAUUGAUCUCGCUCAACUUCCUUCUGUUGGUCUUAACAGCAAUGUUGAAGAGAUGGCUGACAAGAUUAUCCAACUCCAUCAAGAAGUACAAGCAAACAUCAAGAAAGCAAACACUUCAUACAAAAAGGCAGCUGACACACAUCGACGACUCCAACAAUUUCAAAUAGGGGAUUUGGUUAUGGUUCAUCUUCGAAAAAACAGAUUCCCAGUUGGCACCUAUAAUAACCUAAAAAAUAGAAAGCUCAGUCCUUUCAAAGUCCUUCGAGCGUAUGGUUCUAAUGCCUAUCAUUUGAAAUUGCCUUUAGAUUUACACAUCAAUCCAGUGUUCAAUGUAGCAGACUUGCAUCCCUAUCAUGCCCCAGAUGACUUUCACUUGGCAACUUAAAACGAUAGUGGAUAUGAUGAUAGUGCUAAGGGGGUGUCAACCUAGUUGAGAUGUCCCGGUGCACUUACUGAUCCUUUAAUAAUUCUUUUAGAUUCUUCUUGUUUAGGCAAGACAUUCUUCUUGUUUAGGCAAGACAACUCGAGGACGAGUUUUUUAUAAGGGGGUGGAAUAUGAUGUAUCAGUUAUAAGAAUGUUUAAUUAGUUUUCUUUAGUCAGUUAAUUUUUAGGUGUUGUAACUAAUAGACCUUAACCAACUACCUUUUAAUACAGGUAGUCUUUGUAAAACAGUUUGUUGUUAACCCAUGCCUGUAAAUAAUAGGUUUGGUCAAUAUUUUGGAGACAAUAAAAUCAUUUGAGAGUUUUUUCUAUCCUUUGGUUUUACACCAGUAGGAAACAAAUCAAUUUGUGGGCUUUAGUGUUUAUAAAUUAGGAGUUCACAUACAAAUGGUUCCUAAUUUCAAGUCACUAUAUUUUCAUAUCAACCAUGUUGGAGGAGUAUGAACUUUGACCAUUGAGCCAACUCAUAAUGAUUUAAGUUACUUAGAAGCUAUCAUAUCACUGAAUAUAAAAGCAAGGUUUUCAAUUAUUACUUAUUAGAUCGACCACAUCAGUAAUACUACAGCCAGUAUGACAAACAGAAGGUAACUCUCUGAAACAUACAUGCAUAUAUUUUAAUAAAAACAAUGUCACUCUAAAUAAAAGCAAUAGACUUCUCUACGCAAGUAGCAUAAUAAUAUUUUUAAAAAAUAACAAUAAAGCAUGCCGUGGAUAACAAGUUGCUUUCUAAGGGAG